UCUAAACAGACAGUAAUGUUCAUAUUUCAGAUAUCAGUUAUUGGUGACACCAUCAAUGAAAUUGUGCAUGAAGUGAAGGAGUUUUCUAGACGCUUUACCUAUGUCAUUACCUCAGGAGGUGUGGGUCCAACACAUGACGACAUUACAUUUGAAGCUGUGGCCCGUGCUUUUGAUGAGAAAACAGUUUUAAAUCCAAUCAUUGCUGAAUUCAUUAAGGAAUACUUCAAAGUCAAUGAUCUUUCCUCACCUCACUUUAAAUUGGCCAGGAUCCCUCAAUCGUCUCGUCUGGAAUUUGGCAUCCAUCCAAAAACGAAAGUGAAAAGUAAAUACCCCUUAGUCUGUAUCAGUAAUGUUUAUAUGUUUCCUGGAAUACCGUUUCUUCUUGAGAAAAGUUUCGUAAGCCUCAAGCACCUAUUCACGAACCCUGAUGCUCACAUGCACACCAAGGAGAUUUUUGUAGCAGCAGAGGAAGUAGCCAUCACACACAUUCUCAAUGAUUUCAAUGCCAAAUUUCAACACGUGCAGCUUGGAUCCUACCCUGAAUUUCACAACAGAACGUCACAUCUAUCAGUCUCACCUCCACCCUUACAGAACGUCACGUCUAUCAGUCUCACCGCCACCCCCGCUCAUGACUAUCACCUCAGUACUACACCCCUGCUCAGGGUAGCUAGCAUUGUUCUUUAUGAAAAGGAUCCUGUAUUGCACGCUAUGAACAAUCUCUAUGCCAUUGUGGACUCAGAAGAAUCCUCGGAAUUUCACCAAAGAAUCAGAAAGGCUGUCUCCACUAUAGAAUUAUGUCUCGAACAAUACAAGUUACCUGAAAUUGCUGUGGGUUUCAAUGGUGGAAAGGACUGUACUGCUUUGUUGCAUCUAGUCUAUGCAGUCGUUCAAAAGAAAUAUCCAGAUGGACACGAUCAACUGCAGGCCCUCUUUAUCAGAAGUAAGAUGUCAUUCCCCGAAGUAGAGAGUUUUAUUCAAGUCAGUAAAAACAGUUACAACUUAAAAAUGAUUACAUUAAAUGGUAAAAUCAAGGAAUCUUUAGCAGAACUAAAAGUCCAGAAUCCGCAGGUAAAAGCUGUAUUCAUGGGUACAAGAAUAACAGACCCCUAUUCAGAAAAUUUGCAACCCUUUAUUGAGACUGAUGCUGGUUGGCCAAGUUAUAUGAGAGUAAACCCACUUCUUUAUUGGACUUACAAUGAUAUCUGGACCUUCUUACGCAAACUCUGCAUUCCAUACUGCCCCUUGUAUGACCUUGGGUACACUUCCCUCGGUUCGAUGAACAACACACAUCCAAAUCCUGUCCUGCAGUACACAGAU
Octopus bimaculoides (California two-spot octopus) is the source of this 1317-nucleotide messenger RNA. RefSeq names its product bifunctional FAD diphosphatase/FAD synthase. Gene Ontology annotation, molecular function: FMN adenylyltransferase activity. Gene Ontology annotation, biological process: FAD biosynthetic process. Lineage: Eukaryota; Metazoa; Mollusca; Cephalopoda; Octopoda; Octopodidae. The record is from RefSeq and is a predicted model, not a curated record.